Molecule: messenger RNA, 2060 nt
Organism: Plodia interpunctella (Indianmeal moth)
Lineage: Eukaryota; Metazoa; Arthropoda; Insecta; Lepidoptera; Pyralidae
Exons: 3
Coding region: 147-596 (149 amino acids)
Biological process (GO): positive regulation of voltage-gated potassium channel activity; regulation of synaptic transmission, cholinergic; sleep
Source: RefSeq, a predicted model, not a curated record
CAUUGACAGUUGAGUUCGUUUUGUGUUUGGUUGGUUGGUUUGGUUAAUUAAGUUUUGUUUAGGGUGUGUUCGUUUCGCUGCAUUUAUUCAAUUGUUUCAAUUAAAUUGAUUAAGUACAUAAUAACAAAAUAAAAUAACAUAACAAAAUGACUACUAAUGUAUGUUUAAUAUUUUUGAUUUGUAUUCUUCCAUCAGCCUUUUGCGUACGUUGCUAUCAGUGCGCAUCAUCUCAGGACAGUAAAGGGGAUGACACAUGUGGAGCAUAUAAGAAGUUUGAUAGAGAAAGCCAUAUAGCGGUAGAAUGCAGCAGUGAUGAAUCUCAUAUGCCUGGAUCAUUUUGUAUGAAACUUACUCAACAAAGCCCAAGAGGAUUCAUUUGGGAUGGCCGUUGGCGUCAAGUUAUUAGAAGAUGUGCUUCUAUUGCUGACAAUGGAGUCACAGGAGUCUGCAAUUGGGGUGUAUACCCUAAUGGAGUUUAUUGGGAAGAAUGCUACUGCUCGUCUGACGAGUGUAACAGUUCCACAUUCCUUAAAUCCUCUCUAGUUGUAAUUUUAAGCACAAUCACAUUUGCUUUAUUACUUAAAUGUAUGCUGUAAGCUGUAUGCUAUAAGAUACUGUCAAAAAGUGCCUUUAAAAUGACUGAAUUAAGUGUUUACUUUUAGUUUGUGUAAGUAAAUGAUCAUGAAUCAUACUAAUCAGAGGAAUGAAAUGCAAAAUUCUUUUUUGUCUUGGUUAUGAUAUUGAUUACCAUACAUACCAAUGCACAACUGAAUAAUCAAUUUCAGCUAUUUUAGGUGCCUAAUACAGGUCAUUAAUUUUUAUGUUACCCAGUAUAUGUUUUGCAUCAUCAGCUAUCUUAUAACAUUUUACAAAAAAUGGGGUAUACUUUUUACAAGUUGUCUCAAAAAUGUUAAGGAUUUAAGGUUUAACAUCAUAAAACGAAAUCUAAAUGUAUAUGAAUAAGAUGAUACUUAAGCUUAUUAUAUUUUUUAGGACAUGCAUUUCAAUUUUUACAUAUUUUUUCAUAUACAAAGAUAAGUUACUUGAUUUUCCAUGUCUUACAUUUCUUUCAAAAUGACAGUAUGUCCAUUGUGUCCGUCCAUUUCAUUAUUACUAUUAAAGUUUUUAUAUUUUGAAAAAGGUCCAUAGUUUUAUAUUUUUCGAAUCUCAAUUUAGGGCAAUUGCUGCACUGCACUUACUUUAUACUUAUAGGCUUAAUAGUUCAUGUAGUUGGUUAAGAUACGGUGAAGAAUCUCUGAACAAUUUUUAUACAUCAUUUUUGUGGUUUCAGAACUUGCAUUAUUUCACUUAUAACUAGUUUACACACUUGGCACUUUGGCUUACUUGUGUAUUUAUUGUAGAAAACUCAGUUUUCUUAUGAAAUAUACAUAAUAUCAGUCUAUGACAAAAGUGAACAUAAAGUAGAGUGAUAUGAUUUUUAUGUUUAUAAAUUCUGUACAGUAAGCUUGUAAAAAAUAUUAAACGUCUACUAAGUCGUUAAACUAAAUAAGCUGCUGUAAUAUAAUAACGACAUACAUACGAAUGUAUGCCGUUAUUAUAUUACCGCGGCUUAUUUAGUUUACAAUAUAAACUAUAAUGUUGUUCAAUUAAAAUAUUCCCACCAAAUGGUUGAUUUCAAGAUAUGUAAGAAAAUUUAAUAAACAGCAUGUAAAAUCAUUGAUAUUUUGAGGUAGAAAUGAAAUAAACUAAUUGUUUUCAUAUUUUAAUAACUAAUUAGCAUAUCUGUUAGCUAUAUUAUUUACUCAUGAAUUCAAAUUAUUCAUUCUACGAGACAUUCGACAUUCGUGACAUUCUACGAGAAAAGGUACCUUUUGGUGCACUUACUUAUUUUUAUAAUAUCUUAUUUUUUGUAAUCGACUGCCCUUCAUAAGGUACCUCUAAGGUUUCUCGUGGAAGCACGUUUGUUUUAAUGUAUGAUGUAAGCAUAUAUAAAAUUAGUUAUUUAUACAUAUACCGUCCAUAAUUUGUAAGUAGUCCGAGAAAGAAUAUAAUGAUAACGUUAUAUACAUUAUUGAUUAAAUAAAGUUAUGAAGACAAAA